UCAUCACUUUUGUUGCCAAUAUCCUCAUUGCUCUCCUCCCUCUGACUACUUUAGUCCCAGCAGAGGAACUGGGGAUCCAGACUGCACUGGGAGAUGAGGAGAAGCUGAGGAGGAGGCAUUGGGUACCACAGGCUGAAGCCCUGGGCUCCAUCACAGGAGAGGACAAAGUUGAUCUCAAGGACAACUGAGAGCAUCUCCCUCCAUUUCCCUUCAUUGGCCUCUGCCCUGCCCUUCUCUGUUCCUGGCCAUGGAUCGGUCCGCACAAGAGCUCUUCCUCAAUUUCAUGAUUGUGCUGAUAACGGUGCUACUCAUGUGGCUUCUGGUGAAGUCUUACCAAGACUGAAAGACUCUUGCAAACUCCCUGGAGUCAUUGAAGGAUGCGUGCUUGGAGAUGGAUGUAGAGGAACGUGCCUUUGUAUGCCCAACAUCUUUGGCUCUGCGUGGAAAUACCAUAAUGUAUAUUUUUUACUCUAAAAUACCUCCUGCCUAUACUCAUCUAAAUGUUCAGAUGGAUCUAGGAUGAUGUACGUUAUUCUAUAAUAAUUUAUCUAAAAAGCAUGGAAUCUUGUGCUCCCCCUCCCUAAGAAUCAGUGCAUACACCUGAUUUGGAGCCAUGGUUGCUAGAUCCAUUUGUGCUAGGCCUGUCGGUUUACUAACCACUGUUGUACAGCUUUCAUUGUUUCAGCUCUGUGUACUCAGAUCAAUUGGGCUGAAAGAAAUUUGGUGACUCUUCUUUCACCCACUGUUGCUGUCAUUUGAAUAAAGAAGGAAAUAUGAUGCA
This is a messenger RNA of Hemicordylus capensis (graceful crag lizard), 781 nucleotides long. It is a transcript of the gene SLN, whose product is annotated as sarcolipin. The transcript has 2 exons. Bases 248 to 343 code for a protein of 31 amino acids. Gene Ontology annotation, cellular component: membrane. Lineage: Eukaryota; Metazoa; Chordata; Lepidosauria; Squamata; Cordylidae. The record is from RefSeq and is a predicted model, not a curated record. Gene Ontology annotation, molecular function: enzyme regulator activity.